Messenger RNA from Molossus molossus (Pallas's mastiff bat), 2197 nucleotides. RefSeq names its product choline dehydrogenase (gene CHDH). The coding region runs from base 334 to 2109 and encodes 591 amino acids. Gene Ontology annotation, cellular component: mitochondrial inner membrane. The transcript has 8 exons. NCBI's taxonomy places the organism in Eukaryota, Metazoa, Chordata, Mammalia, Chiroptera, Molossidae. The record is from RefSeq and is a predicted model, not a curated record. Gene Ontology annotation, molecular function: choline dehydrogenase activity; flavin adenine dinucleotide binding.
UGUCUUGUUUACGUCUCACUUACAUUCGUUGUCCAGGAAAUGAGUGGGGUUUCCUGUACCUGGAUCCUGGUGAUGGGCCCCAGGGUGUGAGCAGAUUCAGGUUUGAAUUUUUGGCAAGGGUAUUUCAUCGGCAUUCUCCCACUCAGACCUGUCUCAACUUGAAGGAGAGGUUGUUUGUUUCGUUAACUGUGUCCCGUGUGUGAAGUUACUUUGGUGAGUUCCAAGCUGAUCCUCCACUGGUACUGGGCGCCCCUUCAUCCUGAGACCACUCAGCUGCGGAAAAGUGCACCAUCACAUUCCCCUCCGUGGAUCCGAAGGACUUGGGCCGCAAGCAUGUGGUGUGUCCUGCGAGGCUGGAGGCGAGGGCACCUGAGGCCCUGGGGGGUUCAGGGGCGGCAGUGGCCCCCAGGCAUCCGAGCUGCGGCCUCCGGGAGCGGGGACGAAUACAGUCACGUGGUGGUGGGUGCGGGCUCCGCGGGCUGUGUGCUGGCCGGACGGCUCACCGAGGACCCCGAGAAGCACGUGCUGCUGCUGGAGGCCGGGCCCAAGGACACGUAUGCAGGGAGCAAGCGGCUUCUGUGGAAGAUCCACAUGCCCGCGGCCCUCGUGGCCAACCUGUGCGAUGACAGGUACAACUGGUACUACCACACCGAGCCGCAAGCAGGCAUGGACGGCCGUGUGCUGUACUGGCCGCGUGGCCGGGUGUGGGGAGGCUCCUCGUCCCUCAACGCCAUGGUCUACAUCCGCGGCCACGCCGAGGACUACGACCGCUGGCACCGACAGGGCGCCUCGGGCUGGGACUACGCGCACUGCCUGCCCUACUUCCGCAAGGCGCAGAGCCACGAGCUGGGCGCCAGCCGGUACCGCGGCGGGGACGGCCCCCUGCACGUGUCGCGGGGCAAGACCAACCACCCGCUGCACCGGGCAUUUUUGGAGGCAGCACAGCAGGCCGGCUACCCCCUCACCGAGGACAUGAAUGGCUUCCAGCAGGAAGGCUUCGGCUGGAUGGACAUGACCAUCCACAAAGGCAAGCGCUGGAGCGCGGCCUGUGCGUACCUGCACCCGGCCCUGAGCCGCCCCAACCUCACCGCCGAGGCCCGGACCUUCGUGAGCAGGGUGCUGUUUGAAGGCACCCGCGCCGUGGGCGUGGAGUACAUCAAGGACGGCCAGAGCCGCAGGGCUUAUGCCAGCGACGAGGUGAUUCUGAGCGGAGGGGCCAUCAACUCUCCGCAGCUGCUCAUGCUCUCGGGGGUCGGCAAUGCAGAUGACCUCAAGAAACUGGGCAUCCCCGUGGUGUGCCACCUUCCAGGAGUCGGCCAGAACCUGCAAGACCACCUGGAAAUAUACAUCCAGCAGGCAUGCACCCGUCCCAUCACCCUCCACUCAGCACAGAAGCCCCUGAGGAAGGUCCAGAUUGGUCUGGAGUGGCUCUGGAAGUUCACAGGGGAUGGAGCCACGGCCCACCUGGAAACAGGUGGGUUCAUCCGGAGCCAGCCUGGGGUCCCCCACCCAGAUAUCCAGUUCCACUUCCUGCCAUCCCAAGUGAUCGACCACGGGCGUGCCCCCACCCAGCAGGAGGCUUACCAGGUGCACGUGGGGACCAUGCGGGCCACGAGUGUGGGCUGGCUCAAACUGAGGAGUGCCAACCCCCAGGACCACCCUGUGCUGCAACCCAACUACUUGUCAACAGAAGCCGACGUUGACGACUUCCGCAGAUGCGUGAAGCUGACCAGGGAAAUUUUUGCACAGGAAGCCCUGGCGCCGUUCCGGGGGAAAGAGCUCCAGCCAGGAAGCCACGUGCAGUCAGACAAAGAGAUAGACGCCUUUGUACGGGCGAAAUCGGACAGUGCCUACCACCCCUCGUGCACCUGUAAAAUGGGCCAGCCCUCCGAUCCCAUGGCCGUGGUGGACCCACAGACCAGGGUGAUUGGGGUAGAACACCUGAGGGUGGUGGAUGCAUCCAUCAUGCCCAGCGUGGUCAGUGGCAACCUGAACGCCCCCACGAUCAUGAUUGCAGAGAAAGCGGCCGACAUCAUCAGGGGGCGGCCUGCACUCUGGGACAAGGAUGUCCCUGUGUACAAACCCAGGACCCUGGCCACCCAGCGUUGAGGCUGUCACUGCCUGAGAAGCCCCUUGACUAGCAGGAGGGCCAGCACAGCCCUUACUCCCUGUCCUGAAAUUAUCUAGAAUGUUAGGA